Messenger RNA from Linum trigynum, 3607 nucleotides. The record is from the annotation of a GenBank genome assembly. NCBI's taxonomy places the organism in Eukaryota, Viridiplantae, Streptophyta, Magnoliopsida, Malpighiales, Linaceae.
CAAACACCAACCCCAGUCCCCACCCACCCUCUCUACCCCGCCACUUCAGACUGCGUUUAUAGCGAGCACCUCCACCGGCGCACUCUCCCAAGCGUUACCUCUCCCCACCGCUCUCUCCAGAUCCCACACCGUCGUUUCAGUUUUCCCCGGCGAAAUCGAAUUCGAUUCCCCGACGAUAAGACUCGCCAAGGGAAGAAGGACAAAAUCCCUUUCUGAUUUUUGCAAUCCCUAAGAUCGGAAACCUAGCAUUUCUACGGCGGCAAUGGAACUCCGUUCACGUAAAAUCACCUCCAAGCCUCCGACCGACGGUUACGAGGACCGCGAGGGUACUUCAUCAGGAGAAGCUGAUGUUGAUCAUUUGUCCCACGAUGCUGGCUCGGAUGAGGAGAUCUAUGUGCCACCUUCAGAUUCUGAUUAUAAUAGUUCUGAUAGUGAAGGUGGGAUGCCCAUGGAUGCUGACUUCUCGCCCUUUUCAAAGGGUAAAGCGAAAGGCAAGUUGCACAUUCCUGCUGGCCAGGGGGGUGCUCCUUCUGGCAAUCCUUCUGCUGCUCAUAACGAUAAUCCAGAUCCUCCUGCUGCUCAUAUCGAUAAUCCAGAUCCUUCUGAAGAGCCUGCCAAUGAACUUAUAACAUCUCUGACUUUGGCCACAACUCAAGCUGAUGCUGCUGGGGCAAGAAAGAGGAAACACAAAUCAGGGAGGAAGAAGGACAAAGAUAGUUCAGCGCCUCCUCUACUGUGGGAAGUUUGGGAGGAAGAACACGAGAAAUGGCUUGAUGAAAACUGUGUUGAAGAUGUGGAUUUAGAUCAGCAGAAUGGUUUUGUAGUUGAAGCUGCUGAGGCACCAUCAGAAUUGGUUAUGCCUUUGUUAAGGUACCAGAAGGAGUGGUUGGCAUGGGCUUCAAAACAGGAAGAAUCUUCAACUAGAGGGGGAAUUCUUGCUGAUGAGAUGGGUAUGGGGAAGACUAUUCAGGCGAUUUCCCUUGUACUUGCCCGAAGAGAGAUGCACAGGAAAGUUUGUGAAUUUGGAACAUCAACAUCUGGUUCUAGCACUGGUUCGUCAUCUGGAAUAAAAACUACCCUCGUUGUCUGUCCUGUGGUUGCUGUGACUCAGUGGGUGAGUGAAAUUGACCGUUUUACUAAGAAAGGAAGUGCCAAGGUACUGGUUUAUCAUGGUGCAAAUAGAGGGAAAGACUCGAAGCACUUUGCAGAUUAUGACUUCGUUAUUACUACAUACAGUAUUGUUGAGGCUGAAUUCAGAAAGUAUAUGAUGCCACCUAAGAAACAAUGCAGUUACUGUGGGAAGUCAUUUCAUGAAAAGAAAUUGUGGAUUCAUCUUAAAUAUUUCUGUGGUCCCGAUGCUAUCAGAACUGCAAAACAGUCUAAGCAAGUCAAGAAAAAAUUCAAAUCUCAACUGGGAAAAGACCAGCAGGAAACUGAUGUGGAUAUUCAAAAGGGUGAAUCUUCUCCAGGUUAUAAAAGAAAAGGGGGUUGGAGGAAAUCAACCGGGAAUAGUGGUGAUAGUGAAUUAGGGUAUUCAGAAUUUGAGCUAGCCUUGAGGAAGAAAAGCUCAGUCCUGCACUCUGUCAACUGGCAGCGUAUAAUAUUGGAUGAGGCACAUUUCAUAAAAGACAGACGUUGCAAUACUGCCAAGGCCAUUUUUGCUUUAGACUCUUCGUUUAAGUGGGCUUUGAGUGGUACCCCCCUCCAGAACCGUGUUGGAGAGCUUUACUCUUUGGUGCGGUUCCUCCAGAUUGUACCAUAUUCAUAUUACUUGUGCAAGGACUGUGACUGCAGAAUUCUUGAUUAUGGAUCUUCAAGUCAAUGCUCUAGUUGUGCUCACAGUUCUGUGAGGCAUUUCUGUUGGUGGAAUAAAAACAUUUCUAACCCAAUACAAUCCUAUGGGAAUCUUGAUACUGGGAGAAGAGCUAUGAUAUUGCUGAAACAUAAAGUUCUGAAGAACAUAGUGCUAAGGCGGACCAAAAAAGGGCGAGCUGCUGAUCUUGCUCUUCCUCCUAGGAUCGUUAAAUUGAGGCGAGAUACCCUGGACGUUAAGGAAGAAGAUUAUUAUGAGUCGUUAUACAAUGAGAGUCAGGCACAGUUUAAUACCUAUAUCAAGGCUGGAACUGUGAUGAAUAACUAUGCUCAUAUAUUCGAUCUCCUCACCCGCUUACGCCAGGCAGUUGAUCAUCCAUACCUUGUGGUAUACUCCGCAACGGCAGCACAAAGAAAUGCAAACACACUGGAUACUAAUGAUACUGAACAAGUUUGUGAAAUUUGUCACGAUCCGGCAGAAGAUCCCGUGGUCAGCUCCUGCGAACACAUCUUCUGCAAGGCAUGCUUGCUCGAUUUCUCUGCUUCCUUAGGACAAGUCUCCUGUCCCAAUUGCUCGAAACUGCUGACUGUUGACUUCAGCACAAAGGCUGAUGGUGGUGCGUCACAGCCCCGAAAAACUACAUCUGUCAAGGGUUUCAGAUCUGCUAGUAUCCUCAACAGAAUACAGUUGAACGAUUUCCAGACCAGCACCAAGAUAGAGGCUUUGAGGGAAGAAAUUAGAGAUAUGGUUGAAAGGGACGGUUCAGCUAAAGGAAUUGUUUUCAGCCAGUUCACUUCAUUUUUGGAUCUCAUACACUACUCCCUCAUCAAGUCUGGGGUGAAUUGCGUUCAGCUAGUGGGAAGCAUGACCCUAUCACAAAGGGAUGCAGCUAUCAAGAAAUUUACCGAUGAUCCAGACUGCAAGAUUUUCCUCAUGAGUCUGAAAGCUGGAGGCGUUGCCCUCAAUCUAACAGUAGCAUCCAAUGUUUUCUUGAUGGACCCUUGGUGGAAUCCAGCCGUGGAGCGGCAGGCGCAGGAUAGAAUCCACCGCAUUGGACAGUAUAAACCUAUCAGGAUCGUGAGAUUUAUCAUCGAGAAUACAGUUGAGGAGAGGAUUCUGCAGCUGCAAGAGAAGAAGGAAUUGGUCUUUGAGGGGACUGUCGGUGGUUCGUCGGAAGCCCUUGGGAAGUUGACAGAGGCAGAUUUAAGGUUUCUGUUCGUAAAUUAACUUCCCGCAUUGCGAACGUAGCAUGAAAGACUAACAGGGAAUCAACGGGUGACCUCUGUUUUUGCCUUUGCAAGGGCCUUUAGUUUACGGCUUCUUUUUUCAGCCCAUAUUUUGUGGUUGGUAGAAUUUGCCGUCUGCCUUUACCCCGCCCCUAGGUAUUCUCUGUUACGUUAUAGUUAAAGCAUUUUGAUAAACUGUCUGCUGAUAGAAAUCGAGAACUUCAGACCUGAAAUCAUAUUAGCUUAUUAACUAUGUUCAGCAGUACAUUGAAAUGAUAAGGACUAGGAUGCGCCGUUUUAGAUGAACUCUGCCGAAGAUGAAUGGGAAUGACCUUGUUCUUGGAGGACAUACAUCUAAAUUCUAAUACUGAUGGACAUGACUAUUACUAGCUUACUCAUGUUUGUAACAUCCAACAAUGCAAUUCGAAGUUCCUUCUCUCAGCUUCUGGAAGGCACGUUCUCAUGAAAAGUAUGUGAAUAUAAUUUGUGAGAACGUGUAUAGAAUAGUUGAGAGUCGUUAGAUCGGUUGGCCGCUUCCUGAUUGUUAAAAUCAAGACAUUUUUUAAAA